This is a messenger RNA of Lotus japonicus, 1707 nucleotides long. RefSeq names its product RGG repeats nuclear RNA binding protein A-like. The record is from RefSeq and is a predicted model, not a curated record. Gene Ontology annotation, cellular component: cytoplasm; nucleus. Lineage: Eukaryota; Viridiplantae; Streptophyta; Magnoliopsida; Fabales; Fabaceae. Gene Ontology annotation, molecular function: RNA binding. The transcript has 7 exons. The coding region runs from base 225 to 1367 and encodes 380 amino acids.
UCGUAGAGAUUAGGUUGCCGUCACACACUCUUCACUCUCUUCUCCUCUUCUCUUACUCUUGACGGCUAGGGUUUUUCUCUUCUUCCUCUUCCGAUCUGAAACAACAACAACAACGAUGGUGUCAUCGUUAAGCUAAGCGUUUCGUUGUUUCUCGUAUCAAACAACAACAACAACAACAACGUGCGGUGGUUUGGUUUGGUUUUCUGUGUUUGUGACAAGACGAAAUGGCAACCAUGAAUCCUUUUGAUUUGCUCGGUGAUGAUGCUGAGGACCCGUCGCAGUUGAUUGUUGCUGAGCAGCAGAAGGCGGCUGCUGCUGCUGCGGCUGCUGCGGCGGCGCCCAAGAAGGGUCAGGAGCAUGGGAAGGCCGGUCCGGCGGCUCAGCAGAACAAGCCGGCCCAGUUGCCUUCCAAGCCGCUUCCUCCCACUCAGGCUGUGAGGGAGUCCAAGAAUGAAGCUUCUCGUGGCGGCCGUGGGGGUGGCCGAGGAGGUGGACGUGGAUUUGGACGCGGUGGUCGUGGUGGAAGUGGCUUUGGCCGUGAUUUUCCUAAUGAUGAUAACUCAUUUCCUUCCUCUGGAGCCCCCAUUAAUGAAGGUGCUUUUGAAGGAGAUACUGGAAACCCCUCAGAAAGACGCGGUUAUGGUGCUCCUCGGGCACCUUAUCGCGGUGGCGGUGGUGGUGGUCGCCGUGGCGGUUUUAGCAACGGUGAAGCUGGUGAAGAUGGACGCCCACGGAGAACAUUUGAACGCCACAGUGGGACCGGACGAGGAGGUGGGUUCAAACGUGAAGGUGCUGGACGUGGUAACUGGGGAACACAGUCUGAUGAAAUUGCUCAGGUCACUGAGGAAGUGGUGAAUGAAGCUGAAAAGAAUGUGGGUGAUGAGAAGCCUGCAGCUGAGGAACAAGAGGCAGCAGAUGGAAACAAGGAAAGCCCUGUUAAUGAAAAUGAAGAAAAGGAGCCUGAGGAUAAGGAGAUGACACUGGAAGAAUAUGAGAAGGUGCUGGAAGAGAAAAGAAAAGCCCUGCAAGCACUCAAGACUGAAGUGAGAAAGGUGGAUGCUAAGGAGUUUGAAUCCAUGCAGCCACUUUCCCACAAGAAAGACAAUGAUGAGAUCUUUGCUAAAUUGGGAUCUGACAAGGAUAAGCGCAGAGAUGCUAUUGAGAAGGAGAAAUCAAAGAAGUCUGUCAGCAUCAAUGAGUUUUUGAAGCCUGCUGAAGGAGAGAGGUACUACAGCCCAGGUGGCCGCGGUCGUGGACGUGGCAGCCGUGGUGGUUCAAGAGGAGGUUUCAGUGGAAAUGCAAGCAACCAUGCAGCAGCUCCAGCAAUUCAGGAUCCAUCUCACUUCCCAACCUUGGGUGGGAAGUGAGAAUUUCCAGAACUCUUUUAGACAUAUCUCUUUCCGUUUCUUUUUUUAUUUUUGUUCUUCAAUUUUGGGUUCUCUGAUUUGAAACUAAAGCAGGAAAACAACUGUUACUUGGAUUUCCUGAAUUAGAAGGGUUUUUUAGCUCUCUUUUGUGCUUUAAAAUGUAUAUUUAGGUUGUUCAUCACACGGUCCUUAUUCCCCUGUAACCUUUUUUCUCUAUCGUUAUGUUUUGCUGUUACGUGAUUGACAUUCUGGGGGACGGGCUGUAUGGUGGUGGCGGAUAAGACAUAAAUGUGAUCGAGUUUCGUUAUUUUUAUAGAUCCAAUUUCCAGUUUUAUUUUAA